UCUCGUGGAGCUUGUCCUGGUCUCGAUCCUCUACUUGCGGGUGCAGCCUGUCUGUGUUCUGUACAUGCGCUGUGCCCCCACGGUGCUUCAUGUCUGUGGAUCAUGGACGUUAUGUAAUGUUAUGUUAUGUAGGAAUCCUCACUGGCUUCUAUUUACUUCAGCCCCUGCAGCAUAAGCAUUAAUGAUGUCAUGGUGUUUACUGAGGCUAAUGGGGGUCAUGUUGCUGCUGGAGGAUGCUGUGGGAGGCGGGUGUUCUCCUCAGGGCUCAGAGCUGGAGAUGGCGAAGGCAGACCAACGUUUCGGCCAGCGGGACGGCUCCGACCAGAACUUUGACUACAUGUUUAAACUGUUGAUCAUUGGCAACAGCAGCGUCGGGAAAACCUCCUUCCUGUUCCGCUACGCAGACGACUCCUUCAGCAACUCCUUCGUCAGCACCGUGGGCAUCGACUUCAAGGUGAAGACAGUGUAUCGCAACGACAAGAGGAUCAAGCUGCAGAUCUGGGACACCGCAGGUCAGGAGCGCUACCGCACCAUCACCACGGCCUACUACCGCGGUGCCAUGGGCUUCAUCCUCAUGUACGACAUCACCAACGAAGAGUCCUUCAACGCUGUUCAGGACUGGGCCACACAGAUAAAGACGUACUCAUGGGACAACGCCCAGGUGAUCAUGGUGGGAAACAAGUGCGACAUGGACGAGGAGAGAGUGGUGCCACCGGAGAAAGGGAAGCACCUGGCCGACCAGCUGGGGUUCGAGUACUACGAGGCCAGUGCCAAGGAGAACAUCAACGUACGGCAGGUGUUCGAGCGCCUGGUGGACAUCAUCUGUGUGAAGAUGUCAGAGCGCGUGGAUGUGGAGGCCCCUGCAGCUCCAGGGUCCAAGACCACCAGACUGACGGACAAGCCGGCCCAGCUACCUCAGAAGUGCUGCUGAUCAGACCAAGACCCCCCACCCCCACCCCACCCCCAUACUGUCACCUCGUCUGCCCCUCCAACAAGAAAAUCUGCUUAAUUACUCUGACAUUCCUCCACACGCUCUGCUUUAGUCCAUGCUUGUGAGCAGUCAAUAACCCUUUGCCUACUGCCGUUUAUGCUAACUAACAUUUAUAGAGCCAGCAUCAUGCCAUCCCCUUCACACUUUCCAAGGUUGACACUAAGUAAAAGGCAGGAACAGCAAAACAAAACCAACGUUGGUGUGUUCAGAAAGGUCCCAACAUGGUGAAUGCUAGCAUACUGUGCUAAAAUGCUAGUGUGAUAACUGCAACUCUGAGCUUGUUUGUGUGUUUUAGCACUUGCGUCUGCUAACUGCUAACAUUUAAGUUUGCUAACUGCGAGUUGGCCAGUUAGAAAUGUUCAAAUCAAAGUGUCAGUAUGUUUCAUUUGUGCCAUAUAAGUGUUUGCAUACUUUAGUUUCGACUUGAACCAAGGUGUACAUGUAAAAGUCACACAAACAUCAUAUGAUAAAUCAUAAGACAGUGUUGUUUCCAGGGCAACGUGCAUCAGAUGUUGCAGUUAUUUUGGAUUCCCAGCAUUUCUAACACACUAAAGUGACGUUUUGUCCACACUAGGAAGAAGCUGAAGCAGCUCCAUAGGAAAGCACAGCACUGCCUCCCUCCAAGUGUAGCACCAGAGUAACGCCAUUACAGCUGCUCAUGUCCACAAGUUUACAAGUCGCUCGUUUACCGCGCCAUCCGCUGGAAAUCAACUAGGCUGCUUCUGACAUAGCUAAUCAUAAUUAGGUCCACUUUGUUAAAAAAGCCCAAUAACUGUUACUGGCCUUAUUUAGUACUGUUUUUGGCUUGAACAUGCUUUAGGGCUACACCACCAAUGCACAACUCCCAGGCAGGGCUGCAGUCCACAUCAUGUGAGUCAAAGAUUGAACACCUAAAGGUGCAACUGAGCCCCUUAAACCUUGACCCAGUCAUAAAUGAAGGAUGCGCUUCAUCCCCACAACUUUUUCUACUAAUCAUGACUUUGAUCCUGUUAAAGAGGUUGGUGACAUAUGCAAUCGCUGAAGUAGGUGAACAUGCCAAGAAGCAGAGCAGCUGCUCUGGAGACCCAGGCCGGGGUUUCAGGGCAUAACUUUACCUAAUAAUGACAAGUUCAUUUUGUUUCUGGGCACAGUCCUUGUUUUCACUUUCAGGUCUGUUUAAAAUCGCCCUGCAUCUGUAUAAUGUUCCGUUACUCUUGAGUCACACGUGUCUGAUGGGCUGAUACUGAACUGUGGCCUGACAAUAUGCAGACAGCUGUCAAGUAAAGUGGGUGCUGCUCGUCUGAGUUAUGGCAUCGGUCUCUCAUGUGAGUGACCGUGUGCUGUUGAUGUUGUGUAGGUCUUGGAGGCUUAGCUGUGUCCAGAGCAGAUCAGAGACAAGCUUCAUGCAUGUUGCUGACAUCACCAAGAUACAAGGUUAAUUUAAACGUAAUGUAGGAAAGAUUCAACUAAUACUACCUUGCUGUGGGAUCAUUGAACUUUAUCGACCUUCAUGAGCACAGUUGUAAUUAAGUGCAGGAUGUUUAGUGCACAAGAUUUUCUGCAUUCAACAAUGAUUUAAGGUCAAUGCUGCUUUACAAAUCGAGCAGUGGCCCAAAAAGCCACAGCUGGGCAGGCACUGGUUUCCAGCAAUGCACUUAUUGACCAAUUAUUGAUGUUGGAGAGUAUUCCUACCUUAUGGCACCACUAAGUAAAGCACAUCAUACCCUUGGCUAUCAGCUCCGAGGCCCAGAUCAGACCCCUCCAGACUGCCAUAGACUCUAGUCCAGACUCCCACUGCAGCCCUGCUUCACGGUGGUUUAUAGCUUUUGCACUGGCCGACACAAUCCAACGCCACACGGAGGGUGUUUUUUAGCGCUCAUGAGUGAAGAGCAUGUGGUUCUCUCCUCCCCUGUAGGUGUGUUCAUGUAGCCGUCACGUCACAGUGUUUCCUAUAUGAACUCAACUCUAUAUGAACUAUGUGAGCGUGAGUGAAUGUGUGUGUGUGUGUGUGUGUGUGUGUGUGUGUGUGUGUGUGUGUGUGUGUGUGUGUGUGUGUGUGUGUGUGUGUGUGUGUGUGUGUGAUAUUAGAGAUAUGUUCUACUGUUCUACAUAUGGUUAUCAUGAUAUUUAUGGUGUGUUCAGUUGUACGGGUUUUGUGUUGUGUACAGUAUCUUUGACAGAAGUGUGAUAUUUUGAUAAAGUUAUAUCAGUUAAGAUACAGUAUGUAAGAAAAAGGGAAGAUGUGGUGAAAAAUCAUGUGUGCAUUUAUUAUUAGAUAUUAUGGAAAUAGAAGAAACAAUAUCCUGCCAAACUGUUCCAUAGCUACCACAGCGCACGUUUGUGUGUGUGACUCCCCACCGUGUGUCUUCAUAUUGGUAGAAACAUAUAUUGAUAAUAUUGACAUUGUCUUCAUAUGAUUUUUUUUUAAGUGAAUUUGUAAAUGAUAGGAUUAGAAAUUAUAAUGUUGUUGAGUAUGGAUUUAUUUUUAUGCUGUGUAUACCAUGGACAAAUUAUGUAGAGAGUUUAUGUAAACUUGUUGUCUUACAGUUCCCUCCUGUACGGGGAGAGGCACAAAGUGAUUGUACAAAAUAUUGUGAAUGUUUGUAUAUUAUAGAUGCAAUUUAGUAUAAUAAAAAUCACAAUCUUUAAUCAUA
Betta splendens (Siamese fighting fish) is the source of this 3624-nucleotide messenger RNA. It is a transcript of the gene rab3b, whose product is annotated as RAB3B, member RAS oncogene family. Lineage: Eukaryota; Metazoa; Chordata; Actinopteri; Anabantiformes; Osphronemidae. Gene Ontology annotation, biological process: protein secretion; protein localization to plasma membrane; regulation of exocytosis. Gene Ontology annotation, cellular component: synaptic vesicle; plasma membrane; endosome. The transcript has 5 exons. The record is from RefSeq and is a predicted model, not a curated record. Bases 182 to 931 code for a protein of 249 amino acids. Gene Ontology annotation, molecular function: GTP binding; GTPase activity.